AACAAGAAGAAGAAGCCCAACAACAUUAGCAGCAACAAAUAGGAGGAAGAGAAGGUAGGAUUGAGUACAGCAAUGCUACACCUAGUCUUUCACUCCUACCACCACCACCACCCACCAAUCCCACCACCACCACCACUCUUAUCCCAUCCCCACCCUCCAUUCCUCAGAACCCAGAAUCCAACGGCCUGGAUUCACUCACCAAGGCCCAUGGGCCUACUCUCUUUGCAACCCAGAAUUGGCUCAACCGUAAGGUGCAUGGCUAACCCAAGGAGAGUGAAGAUGGUGGCCAAGCAAAUCAGAAGAGAGCUCUCUGAUAUGCUCCUCACUGACAAGGUCUUGCAGUAUGCUAUUCUUCCUGAAGCUUCUUUGGGAGCUGAUAGGUACCUUUCUUCCCUCACCACCAUUAGCGAUGUUGAAGUCUCUGGGGAUUUGCAGGUGGUUAAAGUAUAUAUAUCUGUCUUCGGUGAUGAAAGAGGAAAGGAUCUUGCCAUUGCUGGUUUGAAGUCAAAAGCUAAGUAUGUCCGAAGUGAGUUGGGGAGACGUAUGAAGCUGCGGCUGACCCCUGAGAUACGAUUUUUAGAAGAUGAGUCUUUAGAGAGAGGAAGCAGGGUGAUUGCAAUAUUAGACAGGAUAAAGAAUGAGAAAGAGCCUCAAGCAAGCGAAGAAGGAGAGCAAUUUGAUUCAUCUGAUGCUUCUCAAGAGGACAGAGACUGGGAGGGUGAUGACCCUGAUGAAGACAUCAUAUAUGUAGACUAGUUGCUCCCUAGUUGCUCCACAUGUGACCUUUUUAAAGUGGGAUAUGCCUUUGCUUGUUCACAGGGUGAAGACUUAAGCUGUAACGCUCCAGGACAGAAGCAAAUCUUCCCAUGCAGCCCCAUCAUCUGAAUUAUUUGACUUCAGCCAUGUCAUACUACGUAAUAACCCAAAGUUUUGUGUUGCUGAUCUUCUGGAAUAGUUCAUGUAUAAUAUGCUCCUUUGAUUAACUUGUUUACAAUUAGUGCAAGCAUUAUGUUUUGUAAGUGCUAAGCUUAGGGCAUAUCGAAGUUGACAGUACCCUUGAAUUCAAUUUAAAUGAUCAAAUUGUCACAAAA
This is a messenger RNA of Quercus robur (English oak), 1091 nucleotides long. RefSeq names its product probable ribosome-binding factor A, chloroplastic. Bases 73 to 756 code for a protein of 227 amino acids. Gene Ontology annotation, molecular function: ribosomal small subunit binding. The transcript has 4 exons. Lineage: Eukaryota; Viridiplantae; Streptophyta; Magnoliopsida; Fagales; Fagaceae. The record is from RefSeq and is a predicted model, not a curated record. Gene Ontology annotation, biological process: rRNA processing; ribosome biogenesis.